Messenger RNA from Dictyostelium discoideum AX4, 2700 nucleotides. It is a transcript of the gene clasp, whose product is annotated as CLIP-associating protein. The transcript has 4 exons. The coding region runs from base 1 to 2700 and encodes 899 amino acids. Gene Ontology annotation, biological process: mitotic cell cycle; microtubule cytoskeleton organization. The record is from RefSeq and is a predicted model, not a curated record. NCBI's taxonomy places the organism in Eukaryota, Evosea, Eumycetozoa, Dictyosteliales, Dictyosteliaceae. Gene Ontology annotation, cellular component: spindle.
AUGACAAAUCAAGAAGAAAUUUCUGAAAUUAUAUUAAAAUUAUGUACAAAGAACCAAGAUGGUCAAGAUGACAUGAUAUCAAUUUUAAGAGGGUAUAAACUCUUAUUAGAAUUUUUUAAAUCAAAAUUAUUAGAAUUUGAUAGUUUUAUAGAAAUAUCAAAUAUUCUAAUUAAACACUUAAGAAAAGAGAAUAAUGAAAUUAUUAUAAUGAAAUUAUUAGAAUGUAGUAAAUUUAUAAUUGAUAUCCUAAGUGAUCAAAUCGAUGAAGAAUGUAUAGAUAUUUUAAAUCAAUUAAUUAAUUGUUUUUUUAAUUUACUUGGUAAUGAUGAUUAUUCAAUCGAUUUAGAAUUGGAAGAAUCAAUCUUUGAAAAUGUUAAAAUCAUAAUUUCAAAUUUAAUUCAAUAUUUUGGUUUUAAUAGAAUUUUACCGUUUUUAGAGAGAAUAAUUAAAAAUAAUAAUAAUAGAGAAAUUGAAAAUUCUUUAAAAAUAAUUAAUCAUUUAAUUAUUGAAUCAACAUCAACAUCAUCACCAAUAAUCGAUAUUAAAGAUAUUCAACCAUUAUUAAACGAUUUAAUAACUUUAUUUACAUUACAAAAUCAUCAAUCAAAAUUCCCAUCUUUAAAUUCAUUAAUUAUACAUUUCUUUAAUGAAUAUGGUAAUAAUUUCUUUAAUACAUGUAUUGAUUAUAAUUCUCUUAAUAAUUCAAUUAAAAAAGAAUUAUCAACAUUAUUUAAUUCCUUCGAGAAAAAACAACAACAACAACAACAACAACAACAACAACAACAACAACAACAACAACAACAACAACAACAACAACAACAACAACAACAACAACAACAACAACAACAACAACAACAACAACAACAAAAACAACAACAACAAAAACAACAAAAUAAUAAUAAGAGUAAUGAAAGUAGUAAUGAAUUCGAUACUAUUGAAAAUACAAGUGGCAAUAGUAGUUUUAAUAAUAGUUGUGGAAGUGAAAACUUUAGUAAUAGUUCAAAAUGUAUUAAUAAUUCUUUCCGAGAUAUCUCUAAUAGAGUAUCAAAUUUUGUUGCUGCUGCAAAGUUACAACAGCAACAGCAACAACAACAACAACAACAGCAACAACAACAACAUCAACAACAGCAACAACAAAAACCAAUACAAGAGGAUAGAUUUUCAAAAUUAUCAAAGAAACCACUUGGUAUUCAUUCCUUAAUUAAUAAUUUAACAGAAUCAGACUUUGAGUAUAAAAUGAAUGAAAUUAUUGAGAUAUUAAGUAAUAGUGAUACAGAGUGGAGUAUUAAAUUAAACAAUAUAUUAAAAUUUCAAGCAAUUAUAAAAUCUGGUGCUUGUAAACUUUCAAAUUUUAUCAUUGUUUUCAAUAGAAUUAAAGAAUUAUUAGCAUUACAAAUUUUAGAUAAAAGAUCAAUUUUAAUGAAAGAAGCUUGUUUAACACUUUCAUUAAUUGCUAAAGAAUUGGAACAUCAUUUCGAACCUUAUUUAGAAAAAUAUUUUGAUGUUUUAUUAAAAUGUAUUGUUGUUACUACAAAAAUUGUAUCAGAGUCAUCUGAUAAUUGUAUAAAGUGUAUUAUAUCAUCAAGUAAAUCAUGUAAAAUCAUACCAAGAAUAUAUGAAGCUAUAUCAAGUGAUAAAAGUGUAAUUAUAAGAUCAAAAUGUACUGAAUAUCUUUAUAUUUUACUUAGAGACCUUCCAUCGUCAUCAGGUAACCAUCAUCAUCAUCAUCAUCUCUUUGAAAAGCAUUUGGAUUCAAUUGAAAAAUCAAUUCGUAUUGGAGUUGUUGAUGCAAAUUUAACUGCAAGAUCAUACUCUAGAAAAGUAUUUAUACAAUUCUCUUUAAAUUGGCCAGAUAGAUCAAAUUCUCUUUUUUCAACACUUGAUCCAAGUGCUCAAAAAACAAUUGAAAGUGAAUUAAGUGGUAAUAAUAUUAUUGGUAGUAUUAGUAGUAGUAGUAUUAGUAGUAGUUAUAGUGGUGGCGGUGGUAGUAGUAGUAGUUUAAAAACUCCUUUAACAAAAAAGAUAAUAACAAAUUCAACACCCACAUCUUCAAUAACUAAUAAACCAAGAUCAAAUGUAUUAACUACAUCAACUUCAUCAUCAUUUUUACCACAAAGAAAUGUAGAUCUAUCUACACCUAAACUUACUCCAUCACAUGUUAGUAGUAGUAUUAGUAGUAUUAGUAGUAUUAGUAGUAUUAGUAGUAUUAGUGGUGGACAACCAACAUUCCAAAUCGGAAAACCUUUAAUUUCAAAUAGACCAUCAAUUAAAAAGAUAUCAACACCACCCUUGAUAUCAAAAAACUUUACGUCUUCAAUUAUUACACCACCACAUCAUAAUUUUAGUAUUAAUAGUAGUAUUAGUAGUAGUAGUAGUAAUAGAAGUAGUAGUAGUAGUAAUGAUUCUUAUGAAAAGAAAAGAUUAUUUUCAAGUGUAACUGAUUCUCUCCCUUCAAGAAAGAAACAAAUGAUUAGUCAUCCAAGUUCACCUGAUUCAAUUAGACAACAACAUACAUCAAUUUUAGAACAACCAUUUAAAACUAUUUCGACAAGUAGUAGUAGUAGUACUUCAUUGAUUAAACAACCAUUAAAAAUUUCAAAAUCAAUAACUAACAAUACCAUUAGUAGUGGUAAUCCAAUCAAAAACUAUGUAAGGGAUAUACAUAAUCAACAAUCAAAAUUAUUAGCAAAUCAAAAAUAA